GCAUUUUUCAAAAGCAAGGUUAAGGUAGAAGUAACAGUGGUCUGACUCGUGUUUCGUUUCCAUUUCGAGUCCUCUUAUAUGUGGGAUCGUAUUUUGUGCUAACUAGGAUAAAAAAUGGAUUACGAUAAUGUGGAUGAUGACUUUGACAUUUCGGAAGCCAGGCAACUCGUGAAAAAAAUGAACAGGAAGAAUAGAAAAUCUGGGGGUUUUCAAUCCAUGGGUCUCAGUGCAGCAACUUUUAACGGAAUAAUGAAGAAAGGUUACAAAAUGCCAACUCCGAUUCAAAGAAAGGCUAUUCCUAUGAUUUUAUCCGGUCGUGACGUUGUUUCUAUGGCGCGUACUGGGAGUGGAAAAACAGCAGCAUUCCUGAUACCACUCUUUGAAAAAUUUCCAUCCCACUCACCUGCCGGUCCACGUGCUUUAAUCAUGAGUCCAACGAGAGAACUGGCUAUUCAAACCUUGAAUUUUACAAAGGAGGUAAUCUUAUUUUUUAUUUUUUUGCAUAGUAAAUUAGCUUGGUAAAUUUACACCACUCAAGGCCACAAUAAUUCUUGGAGGUGACAAGUAAGGUGCUUUUAUUAUUUAAAUUUGUAUAUAUAGAAUGGAAGAUCAGUUUGCAGCACUCCACAAAUCACCAGAUAUGUAGGUUAAUUAAGUAACAUUAAUAUUUGUAGAAUUAUUGCUACACCAGGGCGGUUUUUGCACGUCUUAAUGGAAAUGAACUUAUCGCUAAAGUCUAUUGAAUAUGUUGUGUUUGAUGAAGGCGAUCGGCUUUUCGAACUUGGAUUUGCAGAACAGCUUUCAGAAACUUUGAAACGUCUUCCACGUAGCCGCCAAACCUUAAUAUUUUCGGCAACAUUGCCUAAAAACUUGGUGGAAUUUGCACGUGCUGGACUAGUAGAUCCUAUUCUACUUCGACUAGACUUGAAUUCUAAACUGAGUCAAGACUUAAAGUUAGCACACAUAACUUGCCUUCCAGAAGAGAAGAAUAUAAUUCUUGUACAUUUAUUGGGAAAGGUGAUACACAAGGAUGAGCAAGCUGUAGUGUUUUUUGCCACCAAGCAUCAUGUUGAAUCCUUUCAAAUGUUAUUAACCGAUCUUGGCUUCGAAUGUACGUGUAUUCAUUCGGGACUUGAUCCAAGCGCAAGGAAUCUUUCUCUGAAGAAAUUUCGUUCUCGAACUGCUCGUGUUCUACUUGUAACAGAUGUUGCUGCAAGAGGUGUGGAUAUUCCUCAUCUUGAUAAUGUAAUUAAUUUCCAUUUUCCGGCCCAACCCAAACUCUUUUUACAUCGAGUGGGUCGUGUCGCUCGUGCUGGUCGACGUGGGGUUGCUUAUUCUUUAGUCGAUCCCGAAGAGUUACCUUACCUACUAGAUGUAUUCAUGUUUUUAGGUAAAGAGUGGAAAGUGUGCCAGUCAUCAAAUAAACAAGUAGAAUGGGAAAGUGACUGUGUUGGCAGAGCACCAAGAAGCAUUAUGAGCAAUCUGGCCGCUCGUAUUGAAAGUAUUUCAUCCAAAAAUUCUUCUCUUGAAUCAAUGAAGAAGGUUUGUGUCAAUGCGAUGAAACGAUUCCUUCAAAUUCGUCCAAAUGCAUCUUGGGAAUCUAUUCGACGUGCAAAAGAUCUAAGAGAUGCGCACUUUUCAUUGCCUGUUCACCAGAUUUUUGAUAAUUCAGCAGAAAAAGAAGAUGGAACAAGUAAUGAGAUAUUAGGUGUUAUACGACAACUCAAAUUGCCUACUAUAUUUGAAGCUUUGGGCAAACAUGUGAAUCCUGAAGCUUUUGCUACAAUGAUGAAGAAAAGAAAACUACAUGAUCACAUUAUAGCACGUCGUGCUGCUCAGCGAGCUGUAGGUCAAACCAACAAUGUACUGAAGAAUUUAGUAGAGAGAAAGGUCUCAUUAACUGACCAACUAGGUGCAUGUAAUGCUAAUGAUGAAAUGUCGGAUAAUUUGGAAAAUAUUGACUUCUUUGUCCCAUAUUCACGUGGUGAUGAAGCAACAGAGAAUGGGUUAUCAAUUACUGGAACGAAAAGUCAAUUUUGUUUAGAUGCAGCAGCGGCUUCAUUAGAUUUACUAAAUGAUGAAUCUCAACAAGUCAAUGGUGGAGUUGCAGGAUCACAUAGUCGAAAGCUUGUUUGGGAUCGUAAACGCAAACGAUUUACUGGAAUGGAUGCUGCUCAAGGCAAAGCAAAUAUGAAACGUAUUAAAACUGAAAGUGGUGUAUGGAUUCCUGCAUCAUACAAAACAGACAAAUAUAAAUUGUGGCUUAAAAAAUCCAAGUCAGAUAUUAUACAGGAAACAAGCAAAACCACAGAAGAAUCAUCCUCCGUUAUCGAUGCUUCAAAUACGCGUAAACAAUUUUCAAAAUAUGGUGAUGUAAUUGAAUUACCUGAUACAAAUGAAGUGACCGGUAAACAAAAUCAUUUUUUCAAAUCAUCGACAGGGAAAAAGAAUAAAAAACAGCAGUUAACACCGAAAUUCACAGUAAUUGGAUCACAAAAAUGGCAAGACCGAGCAACUUCUCGACAGAGAGAACGUUUACAGAAUGCAGAAGAAAGGCAAAAAAUACGCAAACCAAAAGGAUCUCGAACAUUUGGUCAACUCAGGCUACCUGAGCAAAUAUUGAAGCAACGUAAAUUGCGCGAAAAACAGAAACAACGUGCUCAGAAAAACAAGAAUAAUAACCAGUCACACAAAAAACGGAAACAUUAAAGUAUUUUAACUAUACUAAUUUCUGUACAGUUAAUUUUAUUUUAUUGAGAUAACGUAUUUAAGUAAUAAGAAUUCUAUUGUGAACAAUA
Molecule: messenger RNA, 2798 nt
Organism: Schistosoma spindalis
Lineage: Eukaryota; Metazoa; Platyhelminthes; Trematoda; Strigeidida; Schistosomatidae
Source: the annotation of a GenBank genome assembly